Molecule: messenger RNA, 2523 nt
Organism: Centropristis striata (black sea bass)
Lineage: Eukaryota; Metazoa; Chordata; Actinopteri; Perciformes; Serranidae
Gene: mboat2b
Product: membrane bound O-acyltransferase domain containing 2b
Exons: 13
Coding region: 105-1607 (500 amino acids)
Biological process (GO): lipid modification
Cellular component (GO): membrane
Molecular function (GO): acyltransferase activity
Source: RefSeq, a predicted model, not a curated record
ACCCAGCCUCAGACAGACCGUCGGCGGAUCACGGAGCUCCGCCGCCGCCUCUGAGCCGCUGCAGCCGGACACAGAAGCAGCAGACCCGGCCGCAGAGCGGAGCCAUGGCCGCUGAGGAGAGCCGAUCCACGGCCUGCACCGGCUCCAGCCUGCUGCAGCCGGUCAGCGAGAUCACCGACCUGCCGCUGGACCAGGUGAACUUCGUGGUGUGCCAGCUGGGCGCUCUGGUCUCGGCCUUCUGGUUUCGCCUCUUCCUCCAUCCCAGUAGAACCAGUCCCUUCAUCAGACACGUGGUGGCCACGCUGCUGGGACUCUACUUCGCCAUGUUCUGCUUCGGCUGGUACGCGCUGCACUUCCUGGUCCAGAGCGGACUCACCUACGGCAUCAUGAUCCUCACCGGAGUGGAGCACAUGCACAAGUACUGCCUCCUGGUGGCGCUCAGCUACCUGAGUCUCUGUCAGAUCACCAGAGUCUACGUCUUCGACUACGGCAUGUACUCAGCCGACUUCACCGGGCCGAUGAUGGUGAUCACACAGAAGAUCACCAGUCUGGCGUUUGAAAUCCACGACGGAAUGGCGCGUAAAGAGGAACAUCUGACUCCAGGACAGAAGAUUUUAGCCAUCAGGAGGAUGCCCAGCCUGCUGCAGUACUUCAGUUAUAACUGUAACUUCUUGGGGAUCCUGGCGGGUCCCACCUGCUCCUACAACGACUACAUCGCCUUCAUCGAGGGCGAGCCGCGCCGCCACCGCCACCACCAGGACAGGAAGUCCUCCAGCACGCUGAGGACCAGCGAACCCUCGCCAAACACCGAGGUGGUGCGUAAGGUGGCCACCUCCUUCUUCUGCCUGCUCGUCUUCCUGUCGGUGUGUAAAGUUUUCCCCGUGGAGCGAAACAUCGACGACGACUUCAUCGCCAACAUGCCGUUCUACGCCCAGGUGGUCUACCUGUACCUGUCCAUGCUCACCACCAGACCCAAGUACUACUUCGUCUGGACACUCGCUGACGCCAUCAACAACGCUGCAGGUUUUGGUUUUAACGGCUACGGGGUCGACGGAGCUCCUCGCUGGGACCUGAUCUCCAACCUGAGGAUUGUCAACAUCGAGUUAGCCACCAGUUUCAAAGUGUUCCUGGACAACUGGAACAUCCAGACGGCUCACUGGCUCAAACGGGUGUGUUACGAGCGGUGUCCCUACCACCCGACGGCCGCCACCUUCAUCCUGUCGGCCAUGUGGCACGGAGCGUAUCCAGGCUACUACCUCACCUUCCUCACCGGCAUCGUCAUCACGCUGGCUGCUCGAGCGGUCCGGCACAACGUCCGGCCUCACUUCCUGCACUCGCCCGCCCAUAAACUGGUCUAUGAUGUCAUCACAUGGGCGGCGACUCAGAUCGCCAUCUGCUACACGGUGGUGCCAUUCGUCCUGCUGUCCGUCGGUCCGUCCAUCAAGUUCUACCGGUCCUGGUACUUCAGCCUCCACAUCGGCUGCGUGCUGCUGGCCGUGGCGCUGCCCGUCAAGCCCCGACACCUCCGCCUCAAAGAGCAGCAGAAGGCGCAGCGCCACCUGGAGGCCGCCGACAGCAACUGCAGCCAGAAGGAGAAGACCACAUGAGGACAGAGAACAUCCACAUUUUAUUUCCAUAAACUUGUAUAGAAAGACGAGGAGUUGAACUACAUGAAGCCGACCUCCCUCCUGCCUCGGAGCCGGAACACGACGGGCCGGUUUAUUACUCUAUUAUUUGGAUUCACGAGACGGAAAACAGGCGCCGAGUUUCUGAAGGCCUGUGUUGUACCUGAUGAAGUGUUUCCCCACAAAACUAUGACGUUACCAACGACUGCCGGGAUCGUAUUUGGACUCCAACUCCAACAGAAAACCUUUUUUUUUGGGGCCAGGUGGCAGGUUGAUCUGCAGAGAUGGCGGAUAUAUAUAUAAAAACACACAUAUAUAUAUAUAUAUAUACAGUAAUUCAUAUGGAGCAGCUGCCACACCGGACUCUGUUUUGUUUCUGGUCAGAAACCUGCUGAUCGUCCAUCACACGAGGAUCAAUGAAAGGAAGAGGAGGGAAAGGAUGAAUGAAUGAAAGGACAGAAUGAAGUGAAUGAAGGAGAGUCAGAGCAUUAAACAGGUUAAAGUUCUGUCGUCUACAUUCCUCCCAGACUGUCUCUUAUUAUCUAUAAACCACAUCACAGUAUCCAUAGACGUGCCAAUGAUUAUUCCACUCAGUCGCCUUAGUUGUUUUGGUUUUUUACAAGAAAAAGAGCCUUAGCAGGACCAGUAUUGACUCUGUGGCUGUGAGCGGGAAGAGGUGUUGUGUUUACAUUUGUAGAUGUCAGUUUUUGUCAAGUUGUUAUUUAUGUAAUUUAUGUAACUCCAGACAGACUCGGGUUCUGGUGAACGAUGUGGAAGCUGAAGGAGACUCAGAUAACUUUAAGGGACGAGCUCAAACUAUAAAACAAUAAAACUGGAUAAUAUGAAGUGAAGAACUGCCACGAUUAGAACCUGUAACCUUUAAUAAAGAAACAGUUUG